Tetranychus urticae (two-spotted spider mite) is the source of this 1411-nucleotide messenger RNA. Its product is annotated as QRFP-like peptide receptor. Gene Ontology annotation, molecular function: neuropeptide Y receptor activity. The record is from RefSeq and is a predicted model, not a curated record. Gene Ontology annotation, biological process: G protein-coupled receptor signaling pathway. Gene Ontology annotation, cellular component: plasma membrane. NCBI's taxonomy places the organism in Eukaryota, Metazoa, Arthropoda, Arachnida, Trombidiformes, Tetranychidae.
UCUGAUUAAUAUCAAAUUUGAUCGGAUCAAUCAAUUCCAGGAACAAUUCAUCCAUGGAGUUUGAUCAAUUGGCUGAAAUUUACCCAGAUUCCAUCGAAAACUCAACUUUCAAUAUCUUCUCAUAUGAUUAUGAUCUUGAAGCAUCCUUGAGCACCUUUGAUCUUUAUGAUCUCAUUCCAACGGCAUUAGUUUAUGGGAUUACGCUGAUUACCGGUCUUAUCGGUAAUGGACUAAUUAUAUACACAGUCAGUCAUUUCAGGCGAAUGCGAACACUUUCAAAUGUUUUCCUCGCUUCUCUGGCUUCAGCUGAUUUACUGCUAAUCAUAGUCUGUGUACCUGUUAAGUUUGGUCAACUUUUCUCAUUUUCCUGGGAAAUUGGUCCGAUUCCAUGUAAAUUUGUUCAUUACAUGCAAAAUGUAUCAGCAAUAUGCUCUGUUUACACACUUACAGCAAUGAGCAUUGAAAGAUAUUAUGCGAUUCUGCAUCCAGUGAAGAGCCGUUACAUGUGCACAAUGUCACACACUCGGAUGAUCAUUGUAUUAACUUGGAUCUUCUCAUUGAUAUCAGCUUCACCCAUCAUUCAUUUGCAGGUUCAUAUUGAGGUUGGUGAAAGGUAUAAAGCUUUCUGGUGUUACAAGGAUCCAAGUCAACCAAUUAUCUGGAAACUUUAUGAAUGUUACAUGUUAACCUUAAUCCUGGUUAUACCUUGCAUUGUAAUGGGCUUCACUUACUCCUGUAUCUGUAAAAAGCUAUGGAUUGUGGUCCAGAAAAGAGCAACAAUGUUUGGCCAUGAUAAUGGGAAUAUCGAGCUGAAAAACUCCAAGCCGAUGUCAGAUGACCGGAAAAUGUUACGCUCAGAAAAUUCAUUUUCAACAAAACAACAUUCCAUGAAGAAUAGUUCAAUCCAAGAAAUGUACUCCAAUAAAGCUGAUGAUGAUACUGCAGUUGUUAAGCAGGUCAUCAAAAUGCUCGUUGCUGUUGUAAUACUCUUUAUAUUAUGCUGGUCACCUAUCUUAAUAAUCAAUGUUUUGACUGCCUUUGGUAAACUUCAUCAACUAAACUAUGGUUUCCUUAAGCCACUCCGAACUGCAGCUCACCUAUUGUCUUACCUCAACUCAUGUAUAAAUCCAUUGGUCUAUGGAUUUAUGUCCAAAAAUUUUCGAGCUUCCUUCAAAGCAGCCCUUCAAAAAUGUUUGGCUUGUCGUUCAAAGGGAAACCAGCGAAGUAAUAGUCUAUCCUGUCGCAUUUCGACCACCGUUCUAACACCAGCACCAUCUAAUUUGCUGACUGAAGUCAACUAUUGAAAAUUUCAAUCGGAAUAUCGUUCAACCAUAAUUGUAUAUGGGAAUCUCAACUUCAAUUUUCAAUGUUCACAACAAAAUGAAAUAAAUAAACAAUUUACAACAUGAAA